GCGCAUUAUUUUUAUUCUUUUGGGGAGUGUACGUUGAAAUUCCUGUCAUUUUAGUUAAAAAAAUUCAUAAAACUUUUACGAUUUGCUACGAAAUCCACCGAACGCGAGGCAACUGCAAAGAUUCGACAAACAGUUAAAUAUAGCGAAUGCGACGAUAGAAACAGUGGUGCAAGGGCUCAAGAUCAAAGUACGAGUUAGGGAGUAGUGAAAAAAACACGUAUUUAUUGUACAGCAUGGCAGCGUCCACAGGAGCAGCUGACACCAGCGGCCAAGUUGCCGGCGAUGAAAAAUCUUCGUCCAUAUUGCUCGGAAUUGUGGAAGAGAUUAUCUACAGCCCCCUGAAUUUAGCACUUGUAGCUGUUAUCGUAUUUCUGUUUUAUAAAAUCGUAAGGGACCGCUACGAAGUGCCCAGAGAUAAGUCGGGUGAUGGUUCACCGCCGGCACCUGAACUUCCAAAAUUACGACGCGAUUUUACUAUACAAGAACUACGUGCGUAUGAUGGAAAUGGGCCGGAUGGACGUAUAUUAAUUGCAGUGAAUGGCACCGUGUAUGACGUCACAAAGGCAAAACGCUUUUACGGUCCAGGUGGGCCAUAUGCAUCGUUCGCUGGGCGAGAUGCAUCACGAAAUUUGGCUACUUUUAAUGUUGAACCGAAUAAUAAAGAGGAGUAUGAUGAUUUGAGUGACUUAAAUGCUAUGGAAAUGGAUUCAGUGCGAGAAUGGGAGAUGCAAUUUAAAGAAAAAUAUGAUCUGGUAGGCAAAUUACUACGCAAAGGUGAGCAACCGACCAACUAUGACGACGAGGAGGAAGAUUCUAACGAGGGAGUCACUGAAACCAUUGCUACUGCCGCCGCAUCUGCCACGAACACAAAUGUUAAUGAUGAAGGUGUUCGGAAGCGCGCCGCUAACCCACAAGACGAAGAAGUUAAAUAAGUAGUAGUUGUCUCGCGAAUUUUUCGUAUUGAAACUAUUUAUAGAUUUAAAAAAAAAAAUUUAGUUUACUAAAAAUGAUUUAAUUAAACAUUGAAAAAUUGCUAUCGAAAAAUGUUUGCUCGCUUAUCAGUGCCCCGAUUGAAAGAUGCAAAUUUAAAGACCAGCGAAACCUCAAUAGUUUUCAGCAUUGAUUCUGUUUGGUAUUAUGCUUACGGUAAUGAGAAGCUUUUUCUCUUUUGUGAGGUUUGAUUUUUCACACGCUUCUUUAAUUUGGGAUGUGGAUGUGUGCGUCAGUUAAAUGUUAAAAAACAUCACCAGUUUAGAAUAUAAGUUACUUUGGGGAAGGUGACUGCAACAAAUCGGAGAUAUGUAUGGUUCGCAGCUAUCAAAUUACAUAUUUACUUAAUUUUAGACUUCUCACGUGUUUUAUAUCUUGGUUUUUGAGAUAUACCAUAUUCCAAAAGAAAACAUGUACAUACAUAUACUCUACAAGUAAAUACAUAUAUUUAUAGAAACACAAAUAAAACAAAAAAUUUUACAAAUGUCUAAAUAAAAGAAGUUUAUCAUUUGGAGUAAAACCCCCCAAUAUCUA
Rhagoletis pomonella (apple maggot) is the source of this 1524-nucleotide messenger RNA. RefSeq names its product membrane-associated progesterone receptor component 1 (gene MSBP). The coding region runs from base 234 to 932 and encodes 232 amino acids. The record is from RefSeq and is a predicted model, not a curated record. Lineage: Eukaryota; Metazoa; Arthropoda; Insecta; Diptera; Tephritidae. Gene Ontology annotation, cellular component: endomembrane system; membrane. The transcript has 3 exons.